Molecule: messenger RNA, 2951 nt
Organism: Syngnathus acus (greater pipefish)
Lineage: Eukaryota; Metazoa; Chordata; Actinopteri; Syngnathiformes; Syngnathidae
Gene: elp2
Product: elongator acetyltransferase complex subunit 2
Exons: 21
Coding region: 18-2618 (866 amino acids)
Biological process (GO): tRNA wobble uridine modification
Cellular component (GO): elongator holoenzyme complex
Molecular function (GO): protein binding
Source: RefSeq, a predicted model, not a curated record
CGAAAUCCCGCAGCAAAAUGGCGACGCUCAGGCUCGAAACAUGCCAUGUCGCCUGUUCGGCUAACAGGACGCCCAACGUCGUGUCUUGGGGCCGCGGGGGGGCGCUCGCUUUUGGGACAUGUCACUCCGUAGCACUGUACGACCCGCAGGAAAGACGAGUUUUGUCAAUGCUGAAUGGCCACACAGCAAGAGUCAACGCCGUCCAGUGGGUCUAUAAAGAAGACGGUGGUGCCGAGACCCACCUGGUCUCAGGAGGCUCGGACAGCCGCAUCCUGCUUUGGGCUGCUCAGAAUGGCGAGGGGAACCUCUGCCGCCAAGGAGCACAAUUCCCUUCUUGUGUGCAGUUUGUCCAGUCGGUGGAGUGCAAAGGCCACACGGGUGCCGUUUGCGCCGUGGACGCCCUCUACGUUGGCACCAGUAUCCUGGUGGCUUCUGCAGCGGCGGACUCCAGCGUUAGGCUGUGGCGCUGCGGUGACACCAAAGAGGCCGAGUGUCUCCACUCGCUAACAUUGGGCAACGGGUUCGUGAUGGACGUCUCCCUGGCUCUGCUGCCAGGCACUCGAGUUCCCGUUCUGGCCUGCGGGGGCGACGACUCUCGGGUCCACCUGUACGUGCAGUCCCGAGAGGAGAAGCUGCAGAGAGUCCUGACGCUGCAGGGACACGAGGACUGGGUGCGUGGCGUUGCCUGGACAGCCAUAGGCAGCGAGCUGCUGCUGGCCAGCUGCUCGCAGGACUGUCUCAUCCGAGUGUGGCGGCUGCGCGCCAAGCCCGGGAGCGGCGCCCGGGCUGAGGGCGACCGGGAUGACGCUGUCAUCAGAAUGAAAGAGGACGUUUUUGGAGUGGAGUGGCAAGAGGAGGACCGAGUCUUUGCAGUGGCUCUGGAAACGGUGUUGGCGGGACACGAGAACUGGGUGUACGGCGUACACUGGCAGCCUCAUGGGGGCGGCGAGAAGCAAGAGCCGCUCAGUUUGCUCUCAGCCUCCAUGGACAAGACCAUGAUCAUCUGGAAGCCAGAUCAGGAAUCUGGAGUCUGGACAGAGCAGGUGCGUGUCGGGGAGGUGGGCGGUAACACGCUGGGCUUCUACGGCGGCCAGAUGAGUCCGGACGGUUGCAUGAUCCUGGCGCACGCCUUCCACGGUGCUCUCCACUUAUGGAGCAAGGACGCUGACUCGGGCGAGUGGAGGCCCGACGUGGUGCUGUCGGGCCACUUUGAUGCCGUCCAGGACUUGAUCUGGGAUCCCGAAGGCCAGUUUGUGUUGAGCGUGAGCUCAGACCAGACCGCCCGCCUCUUCACGCCGUGGAGUGGCCGGCCGCGGCCCAGCUGGCACGAAAUUGCGCGUCCGCAAAUCCACGGCUACGACGUGCAAUGCCUGGCCGUGCUGGGCCGCUUCCGCUUCGUGUCGGGCGCCGACGAGAAGGUUCUACGCGUCUUCCAGGCGCCGCGCAAUUUCAUGGACAACUUGGCCAACAUUUCAGGGACGUCCAGGGAAGAGCUGCUGGCGUCCGACGACUGCGCCCGGCUGCCCGAAGGCGCCAGCACGCCCGCCUUGGGAUUGUCCAAUAAGGCUGUCUUUCAAGCUGAUCGUGUUCCAUCAAUCAAAGACGGCGAGGAGAAGUUCAGCGGCGCCUCUGACCGAUAUCAAGAGUCUAACUUCCACCCUAUCAACAUGAGCGAACCUCCACCGGAAGAUCAUCUGCUGCAGAACACACUUUGGCCCGAGGUGCAAAAACUGUACGGCCACGGCUUUGAGAUGUUCUGCCUGGCUUCUGACAGAGGCGGGACGGUGGUGGCGUCGGCGUGCAAGGCGUCCAAGGCGGAGCACGCGUCGGUGUUGUUGUGGAGCGCCAGCACGUGGCGCCAGCUCCAGGCGCUGCCAUGCCACGCCCUCACUGUCACUCAGAUGGCCUUCUCGCCCGACGCCGCCAUGCUGCUACUCGUCUCCAGAGACCGUACCUGGUCUCUGUGGCGCCGACAACAGGCUCAUCCAGAGCCUCAGUAUGAAUUAUACGCACGCACUACGAAGGAUACGUCGGUGCACAGCCGCAUCCUCUGGUCAUGUGACUGGAGUCCUGACGGUGCAUACUUCGUGACGUCCAGCCGGGACAAGAAGGUGCUGGUGUGGGGACCUUGUCCAAAGGACCGGCGUGACGACUCGGUCGCUCCCGCUGAGGUGAAGCCGUGCUCCUCCAUCUUGGAUGUGGGCGAUUCUGCUACAGCCGUCACCUUCUGCCCGCAGCUCUGCUCGGACAACAGUUACCUGCUGGCCGUGGGACUGGAGUGCGGCCGGAUAAUUGUGUUCGGGUGGAGGCCCGAUGGAGAUCACGCCGGAGGCCAAGACUGGAUCAGAUACGGCGAAACGGACCCUUCACAAAGUCACACGCUAGCCGUCAAACGCUUGCGCUGGAGCCCCCGGGCAGGCCGGGCGGGGGUCCCGGAGGAGAGCACCAGCGCCUGGCUGCAGCUGGCCAGCGCCAGCGCCGACCAUGCCGUUAAGAUCUUUGACGUCAAUGCCGAGGCGUGCUCACCGAUUCCAUGCAGUCAGUCAACAGAACUAAAGAAAAGUGAGGCAGAAUUUGCCACCUUGCACAUUAAAAAUCAAGGCCACUCUCAAAGGUGAACUGCCAGCGUCUCAGGGAGAUUCGUUCCCGCGUAAUGUCGUUACCGGAAUCGUCCAUCCGACCCGAGCGGCAUAUUAAUGCUCGGAUGCCCUUGAAGGCUUCUCUAGGAAAUACGUGCAGUGAGAAAAAAAUGGUCAAGACUCAUUUUGUCACUUUCAGUCUCACUUUAUUCAACAAUGAUGUGAAACGUAAAAGCCUGUCCAGAACAUUCAGACGAGAAAGAAGGUCGCUUUUGAAACCCCGCUCACAAUUAGCGCCUCCAUAUUCAGGUCCGGAAUAACAACUAAUGGCUCUCUGAGAAAAUAAAGAAAAGUAAAUAACAAAUAAGAACA